AGGGACAGGGACAGGGACUACGACAGAGAUCAGGACAGAGACAGAGACAGCGACAGAAGCCUGCGCGACAGCCCUCCCCUGAGAGAUAGCCCCCGCCUACGAGACAGCCCUCGCAUAAGGGAACGAAAGCGACAGAGCUUCGCGCCGGACGAAAAGUACCACGGAGAAGGGGGCCGCAGCAACGUCAACGGCCACGCGAGAAGACAGCAGAGCGUACCCCCCAACAGCGCCAACAACGGCGCGAAAAGGCAGAGCAUCACGGAGCGCCUCAUGAGCACCUGGACGGCAGCGCGGUCGGGCGCGGCGCGCGGCGCAGGGGAUCAUCCGCCGGGCGUAGGGGCCGCGGCCGCAGCCGCGUCGUCGACGCUCCCUUCGCGCCGCGCGUCGUCCGCCUCGACGGCGAGCAAGGCGUUUAACCCCGUCGGCAGGGUGCGCGAGUGGCUCGACACGUGUAACGCCGAGCACGGCGACCACUGCUCCGGUCCGCCUGCGGAUACGUGGCGGCCGAUAUGGCUGAUUGACUCGGUGAACCGGUGUCUUGUGCGCGCGAGGGCGACGGAUCGGUAUAUCGCGCUCAGCUACGUCUACGAGCCGCCGCUGCCUUCGUCGCGGGGUCCCGUGGAGACGUUACGGGAGAAUCUGGAGGUGCUGACGGCGAGUAUGGAUGAUGCGGAUAUACCGCAGACGAUUCUGGAUGCCAUGUGGUUGGCGAGGAAGCUGGGGAUCAAGUACCUCUGGGUCGAUCGGUUUUGUAUCGUGCAGGAUGAUGAUGUGGAGAGGGAGGAGUAUGUUAAGAAUAUGGCGUAUGUGUAUGCGAAUGCGUACAUGACCCUCGUGGCGGCCGCGGGCGACGCCGAGUCCGGGUUGACGGGCCUGUUGCGGAGGACGCCACCGCCAAGGGGCGCUGCGGGGAAGAAGCAUGAUGAUCUUGUGCUCUCGUCGCGGUGGGCGGGCCGGGCGUGGACGGUGCAGGAGGGUAUGUACUCGCGGCGAAAGGUGUAUGUUUUCGAGGAGACGGUGACGUGGGAGUGCCACUGCGACGCGUGGCAGGGGCCACCGGGCGCGGCGGGGGGCGGCGGCAGGUUCAGCAAGAUCCUCAAGGGCGGAGGGUUGGGGAGGCACGGCGGCGGCGGGGGCCAGUGUCUGUCGAGGACGUUCCCUGCGGCGACGGGGUAUUUGCACCCCGUGUGGCCCGACAUGGACGAGUACGCGCGGAUCGCGAUGGAGUUUAGCGCGCGGCGGGUGACGCUCAUGUCGGAUACGACGAGGGCGCUGCGGGGCAUCACGACGGUGCUGUCGCGGUCGUUUGCGGGGGGUUUUGUGUUUGGGAUGCCGGUGAGCUUUUUGGAUGUCGCGAUGCUGUGGCAGCCGAGGGCGAUGGUGCGGCGGCGGUUGAUGGUGCAGCCCGUGACGGGGAUGAAUCCGCUGCCGUCGUGGAGCUGGCUGGGUUGGCAUUAUGACGGUGUGCCUGCGGACUUGACGCUCUGGCGGGCGGCGGCGGAUUACGUCCAGGAGGCGCCGGCGCAUCAUCAUCAGGGCAAGAGGGGCGCCGAGAGGCGGUUCAAGAGUCCUUAUGCGUUCCGGUUGCGGGGGUUGGUGAGUUAUGAGCUCACGGACCGGGCGACGUACACGCCGUUGCCGAAUGACGGGAUGGCGUACCGGGAUCGGAGGCAUCGGAGGACGGUGCCGUUGCCUGCUGGCUGGUCGAGGAGCGGGGGCGGGUUCCGGUAUGCGGGGGACCCGGAGGUUGUGUUUCGGUACCCGGUGCCUGUGGCGGAGAUGGCUGGCGGAGGAGGGGGAGCGGAAGGGUUAUUGGGAGCGGGGACGUCGCCGUUUGGGGAUUUCUCGCUGAGCGCGACGCUGCUUUCGUUCAGCACGACGGUGGCGUAUCUGGACGUCGACUUCGCCAUUGCGAAGAACGGGGCGCCGCUUGACGCGAAGGCGGCCAACGCGGUGAACUCGGGGAACAACACGGGGCCUGGCACGGGACUGGUUGCGCCGGGACGGGGGUACGGCGUCCCGCUGGCGGUGGGGAAUAUCUGGUCGAGGACGGGCAAGUGGUGCGGCGUGGUGACGGCGCACGAUAGCUGGUUGGGCUUGCAGGGGGCGAACCAUACCGGGGAGGAGAAGCUCGAGUUCGUGGCCGUGUCGAUGGCGAGCGAGAGGGGAGGGAGUCAUGUCUUUGAUCUGGAUGCGUUCCGGGAUAAUAUGGACGAGGACGAGAUUGUGGACUUUGUCAAUGUGCUCUGGGUGGAGAGGGUUGGCGGGGUGUGUUACCGGAGGGGGCUUGGGCAUGUUGUGCAGAGAGUAUGGGAUGCGGUUGCGAGGGACCGAAUCGAGGUUCUUCUUGGGUAA
Colletotrichum phormii is the source of this 2355-nucleotide messenger RNA. RefSeq names its product heterokaryon incompatibility protein-domain-containing protein. Lineage: Eukaryota; Fungi; Ascomycota; Sordariomycetes; Glomerellales; Glomerellaceae. The annotation marks the transcript as partial. The record is from RefSeq and is a predicted model, not a curated record. The transcript has a single exon.